Messenger RNA from Cataglyphis hispanica, 7992 nucleotides. It is a transcript of the gene Ptp61F, whose product is annotated as tyrosine-protein phosphatase non-receptor type 1. Gene Ontology annotation, biological process: protein dephosphorylation. The transcript has 8 exons. Lineage: Eukaryota; Metazoa; Arthropoda; Insecta; Hymenoptera; Formicidae. Gene Ontology annotation, molecular function: protein tyrosine phosphatase activity. The record is from RefSeq and is a predicted model, not a curated record. Bases 383 to 1864 code for a protein of 493 amino acids.
CCAUAGGUUACGUACGCAAGACACAAGUGCGUGUCCUCCGGGAAGAGAACAUAGAACCGCUCUUUGAGUUGUGCGAUUCUUUUUUGUCAUCAUUGUGCUUCCGUGGUUCGGCAACGCGGAAACUGCUAUUUCGCCGACAAAACAAUCGGCACAUGGCACGUUAACUCGAGGUGACGUUAAAUCGAGUGGCAGGAAAGCGAAAGGGAUCGAAAGAGUGUACAUAUAUAUAUAUAUAUAUGUGUGUAUGUCCAACGCGCACGGCCCAGCCUCUUAACUGCGUGCGUGCAUGCGUGCGUGCGUGCGUGCUUGCUUGCUUGCUUGUUUGCUUGCUUUUAUUUCUACGUCCUGUUAGGAGCAUCCAGGAAAUUUAAGAGUCGUCAGGAUGACCAGCAGUGAGCAAACACGCGAGCAAACAAUCAGCAACGUCGAGACCGAGUAUUACGAGAUCAACUCCAAGGGCGCUUGGUCGACGCUUUUUCAGCAUAUACGUAAUGAAUGUGGAAAUUAUGAGUAUACAUGCAAUGAAGCAAGAAAACCACAGAACAAAAUUCUGAAUCGCUACAGGGAUGUGGCACCAUAUGAUCAUACUAGAGUUAUUCUUAAAAGAGGUGUAUGUGAUUAUAUACACGCCAAUCUUAUAAAAGUGGAACGUGCUAAUAGGCAAUAUAUUCUGACGCAAGGCCCUUUGUCAAAUACUGCCGGCCACUUUUGGCUAAUGGUAUGGGAGCAAAAUAGUAAAGCUGUAUUGAUGUUAAAUAAGAUAAUCGAAAAGUAUCAAAUUAAAUGUCAUCAAUAUUGGCCUCUGGAUGAUUCAAAACCUAUUAUGACGUUUGAAGAUGUUAAUUUAGAGGUGGAAUAUGUCAGCAAAAUAGAAUCGUCAGACUACACUACUAGAACAUUACGUAUAACGGACUUGGAAACUGAAGAUAGUAGAGAAAUCUUACAUUUUCAUUAUACCACUUGGCCAGACUUUGGAGUACCACAAAGUCCAACGGCCUUUUUACGUUUCUUGGCAGACGUUAGGCAAUCAGGAGCAUUAGAUCAAAAUGUUGGUCCACCUGUUGUUCAUUGUUCCGCAGGAAUAGGAAGAUCAGGAACAUUGUGCUUGGUUGAUUCAUGCUUAGUACUGAUCGAGAAAAAUGGUUUAAACGCUGUGAAUGUGCGCGAAGUAUUAUUGGAAAUGAGAAAAUCACGUAUGGGUCUGAUACAAACGUCGGAACAAUUGCGUUUCUCGUAUGCUGCCAUCAUUGAGGGAGCAAAACAAUCGCCACUUGGCAACUCGAAUACUGAAAACAACGAGAUAUUAAAGAAUUAUUAUGAGAAGGUGAAUAAAAACAACUCUUCGUUAGAAAAAGACGAUGACCCUCCUCCUUUGCCUCCGAGAAUAGCAUCUUUGUCGCAUAAAAUGAGUGAUAUAAGCUCGGAUGAUGUAAGCUUGGAUGAUAAUAUAAGCUCGGAUGAUGAUUCAAGUACACCACCUGAUAAGCCGUUACCGAGUGAACCACCGAAUCACGCAGAAUGGAACACGAAAGACACGGAGAUUAUAUUCAUAAAUUGUACAACUGAACAAAGCAACAAAGAUGUUUUGAUACAUGAGGAAACCUCUUUCAACGAUAUUGAUAAUUCUCUCCAGACAAACAAUUCUCCGUCCAAAUCAGACACGAAAGGAGAAGUACGUCGGCGCAAUCGGGAGAAAAACGAACGAUUAGCGGCACAAGUGCGCGAGAUGAAACGCCGACAGAAGGAAACGGAAGAAUGGCAGAAGCUCAAGAGGUCAUUAUUUACGCCCCUUACAAUAGGCAUAGGAAUUGGGAUUGGUGGGGGUAUCGUAGCGCUGUAUUAUUAUCUGUAUAUGCGUAGCUAAAUCUACCGUCUCGCGUUUAAGGAUAUCGUACAUACCUAUGUACGUACCUACAUGUGGAUUUUCAGCAACAUUUGAAUGACAGAUCAUCAAAAAAGGUUACUCUUAACACAUGAUAUUCUCUAAUGCAAGAUUAGGUUUAGUUUUUCAUAACCUGAUCUUGGUUAAAAUAUCUUUGAGAGAAUAAUCGAAGAAGAGUGACCCACAUUAUAAUUGCGCAUUACCAGCGAUAUCGCAAACAAUCUUGUUUUCACUAUGGAAACAAUAAGCGAAAACAAAAAACAUUCAAAGAAAAAGAAUAUCGCUAAGAAUUAACCAAAAUAGUAUAUUGUUAGAGCACGCUGCUAUGUUCGAGCAGUAAUAAUUGCAGAAUCGGAAAUCGACUAAGGCAGAAAAAGGAAAUAGACUUUCGAUUUGUAUUUUUAUAUUGUGAUUUAUUCGACAAGUACCUAGAAUGUUAGGACGUAUCAUAUGUUCUCUUCACAAUUUUUUUAUUGUCCUUAAAACUACUAUCAAGAAGCGAGUAGAUUAUUUGAUAUACGCGCUUACGGAAACGUUUUAAUGAGAGCAUAAGGAGUAUAUAGAAAGUUAUUAGCUUUCUUCAUGCUUUUUUUUCUAAUUUCUCAUAGAUAAAAAUAUUUAGCCCAGAGAUUUGCUCUAAUUGUACAAUAAACCAUAUAUAAUUAUAUAUAAUUAUAUGAUUAGAUUUACAAUUCUGAUUUAUAUUAAUUCAGUCUUCUUAUUCACACAUUAUAGCAAUAAUAAUAAACUCAUAUAGCGUUACAUAUAACCAUACUUAAAAUUAUGGUUAUAUAAAGUUAAUAUGAAAAGUCAGUUUUAAUUUGAAAGACUAUAUUCUAUAUCUUUUGGAGGAUGAGUGAUAUUGAUUUCGUCAUUUUCUGUAAGUAAUACGUGAAUGCACAUUUUUAUAUUAGUACUCGAUAUUUUUCUUGUAAUUCAAUUAACAUAAUCGAUAAGCAAGUAAGAUGCAGAUUAAAUUUCUGCGAUUUUUAAUGAAUCAUUUCUAAAUAUGUGAAUAAUUAGGCUUAUUAUUAAUAAUAUAUUUCAGGGUAUCAAAAUCUUUCUGGUUCAUCAUCAGAUAAUUUCCAAAUUAGAUUGAUAUUUUUAAAUUAUAAAGUAAUGAAUUAAAAAAGCUAAAAAAGCUCGUAAUGAUAAACUUUUUAAUUCAUAGUAAUGUUCAUGUUGAAAAAUGUGGGUUUAAUUGAUUUGGAAAUCAUUUAAUUUCUUUAAUAGCAUUAAAUAGAAGUACACUAAUAAUAGAUCUAGAAAGAAAUUGUUAAGAAGUUUUAUUCUCUAGUUUCAUAGAUGUCUUUUUAAUUAUUUAUUAAUUGAAGUAGAUUCUAUUAUGUCUUACAAAAACAUUAAUAAAAAAGUUUAGAUUAUACAUAUAUAUAUUGAUACUUUAUAAACUGAUUUUUCAAAGAUAUUUUUUACUUGAUAUGGUAAUCUCACUUGAAUUUUUUAUUGUUGAUCUAUGAGUAAGAUAUAUUUUCUUUCUUAUUUGCGAUCUUUUUAUUUUAUUUUUUUUUUUUUUUUGUUACAACAAAAAUUUUAUAUUUGUAUUUUGUAAAUUAGUGCUGCUCUUUCUACUUGCAACUUUCGGCUAGAUUUUGAUUCAUGCUUAUUAUUUCCGUACUUAUUCAUUCGUUGCAAUGAGACGCUUGAUGCGCGUAUGUAUUUACAUAUAAUAAUAUUAACAUAUUACUAUAUAUAUGUGUAUAUAUAUAUAUAUAUAUAUAUCAUAUAUACAUAUAUACAUAUAUACAUAUAUACAUAUAUACAUAUAUACAUAUAUUGUUAAUUAUGCGCAUCCAACAUUUUGUUGCUAACGCGCGAGCAAUAAGUGGAAAUGUAGUAGAAUCACGAAAUCGAAAGUUACAAGUAACUAACAGCACUAUUGUAAAUUAUCAUCUAAGAUGUCGUAACAUUUGAUCCAGCUAUUCGUGUUAGAACUUGCUAUUUAUACGAAUUCUAUUAUUUUACACGGUAAUAUAGAAUUAUAGAAAUGAUUAUUUUACUCUGCAACAAAACAUUCCUAAUAUAUGGAUAUCAGCUUUAAAUUUUUCUUACAUUUUUAAAUGAAAUUAUUUUGGACUUUAGAAACAUGUGAAAAAAUUGAAUUACGUCAUGUUUAUCAAAAAAUCCUCUCGUUAUCACGUCCGAUCAUUAUUAUUUAUUUAUAUCGUUAAUUGAGUGACAAAGUAGAUGUCAUAAAUUUCGAAAUUACAAGAACGAUAAAUCUUUGCUAGCACAAAAAGAAAAUAGACGCGGGAAUAUAUUCUGUAUACAGCAAAGUGUUGUUUCAAAGAAUUAUUAGUGAUUUCUGUGUUAUAGAUUUUCAUUUUCUUCGAGCAUCGUUUUCGUGCAUCUACUUCAAUAUUCGUAUUAAGCUCCAAAAAUUCGAUAAUGAAAUUACAAUAAUCGAUAAGAAACGAGGAAAAGUAAAAAUCUUAGAAAAUGUGUAUUUCAGCUCAUCGCCCAAUAACAUAUAUGUUACAAAUUGUACGUUGGGCGUUGGAUAAAGACUGAGUAUGUCUAAUGACUUCUAGAAAGAUGAAAGGAGGAGGAAGUAAAUGAACGGUAAAAUAAUGAGAGUUAAGCCCGCGUUUUCUUAAGUCGAGCUUUUAUAUAGAUCAUCCUGAGAGAAAGACUUGCCAGAUCGUGUUCCAUCCAAAGAUGAAGCGUAAUGAGAGAAGCGUAUGCAGUUGCGAUAUCUUAAAACGCGCGUCAAAGCGUAUUUUCUACUUUUGUACGUUACUGCCGUUGGAACACGAUCUCCCAACGAGGUUUUAAACACGUCGGAUUUGCGUAUAUUGACAUGCUCUUCGCGUGAUUAUGGAACGGUACGCGGCAAAAGAAAUAAAAAAAGAAUUGAAAUAGAAAACGAAAGAACAAACGAGCAAAAGUACUCCACGCGGAAUUCAAGGGAAUAUGCAGUAUUCUUUAUUGUCAACAACACGUUUUAACUUUAUGCACCUAUAAUAUAUAAUAAUAUAAUACUAUUGUUAUCUAAUUUUUAUCGAGAUAUUAUUUAUGUAAGUAUAUGUAAAACUUCAAUCUCUCUUUCUCACUCUUUAUCUCUUUCUGCAACGAUCCGAUCAAGCGGAAACGGUGCGAUUAAUUUCGCGAGUCGAGUUGAAAUGUAAUUUCGAGGAUGACGCGGUUUCGAAAUUCGCAUUUAUCAAUCGCCGUUUUAUGCCCGAGAAAGAGCGGAGAGAAAUACGAUCAUAGACACUCAUCUCCCCCGUUGUUGACGAUCGCGCGAAGCUUCCGGAAGUGAGACAUACGCUCACGAAAGUUCACAGAUCACGAAGACACGGUGCUAAUUGAAAGUUUCAAAACAAAUGUGCGCUCCGAAGUGCAUGCUUGCGUGUGUGUAUGUGUGUAUACGUGGAUAUGAGAAACGUGAAAAGCGCGCGUGAGAGAAUGAAUGCGUAGGGAGGAUGGGAGCGGUCGUCGAUGUUGAUCGUGCAACUCAAUCAUUAUUUGAGAAAAUUGCGAGCGCAACUUUUGCUCAUUAUUAUCGGAAAUUGAUUUCUUCAUACAAAAUAUUUUCACACAUACACACACAUAGAAUAGUGUAUCUCUAAUCUUUAUUAUAUAAUUUUAUUAAUUUUAUGUCAUUUUUACAAAAAGAAAAAAACAUUAUCUUUUUAUCAAUUAUUAGGAAUAAUUUUUUUUUUCUUUUAUGUACAUGAUAUAAUUUAUUAUUAGCCUCUGAAAGGUCUGACUGAGCUUCGCAAUCAGCAUCGGACAAGACACGAAAGAGCAGAUCCGGCGACACAUCCUUUUAUAUUACUCGUCGUGUGUACAAUAGACAUAAACGUUAUAAAACAAAACAAGCAAAAAACACAGAAACAUAGCUAAGUGCCUACUCGUACAAACAAGGGGAAGAAAGUGAAAACACAGCGAUCGGUAUAAAUAAAGUAACGGUAUCGAUCUCUCCCCUUUUUGAAAGAGCAUAGUCACCGUGGAGAAGCGAACCGUUCUUAAUAUAUAUCUGACAAUAUAUAAGUAGAUAAUUAUCUAGUAAAUCUCUAUCACACAGAUCGUGUGAUUUAUUCGAAAUGGUAUUUUUUAAAUGUUCUCAUUAUAUUUUAAGUAAUAAUAAGAUAUCGUUCUCUUUUUUUAAUUUUUCUCUAUUCUUUUGCAUAUACAAUUUUUAUAUAAAUUUUAUAUAAAUUGUUUUUGUAAUCAAGAAUUUAGUUUCUUUUUGGCAAAUUUGUUUUUUAAUCGAAAAAGAUUAACAUAUUUCGAUACAAAUUUUAAUAAAAAUUUUAUUAAAUACAAUUUUUCCCUAUAAUUUAUCUUACUAAAUUAGAUAUAAUUAAUUUAUUUAGAUUAGAUUAACUUUUCUUGAUAUAUGUAUCGAGAAAGAAAGGCCAUUUCGAAUUAAUCAAUUUAUCAUAAUUUCCGGAUUGCCGAGCGUUCGUGCUUCAGGGUACAUGCGUAAAAUUGCGCGAGCAAUGAUUCUGAGCUUAUAUAUCUCGAGUAGUAGUUUAUGUUAAGAAAUCGAUUAAAUGAGCGCGCUCAAUUUUGCGCGAAAAAAGUUUGGAUUUGAAACUCUUAUCUCUUCAAUUCAAAGCAAUAUAUACGAUUCGAUCGAUACGCUUGGCAGCCGGAUUAAUAAUAAUGGUAAGAAUCAAGUGUAUGCAUUAGGCAGAUGUAAGAAUGGUAAGACAGGGAAAAUUAAUGAUUCUUGAUUCUCUCUCUUAGAAGCGCAAUCAACUAGAAACAUACACUUUGUAGAUCACGCGAUAUCUUUUAGUCUACGUUAUAUACGACGGGGCCUUUUUACAGUUACACACUGACGAUUAGCCAUCGUCGAAAUGCGAAAAGACGUGAAUUUACCUCAAGAUUAAAAAAAUAGAUAAUUGUAUGUGAACGUGCUUCGAAAGAUUGAGACAAAAGUAUGUGAGAGUAGAAAGAACUGGACGCUUAUUCGAUUAAUCGGCUGUCUUUGAACAAUUAGACAUAAAACGAAUGAUUUUGCUCUAAUUUUUUUAAAAUUAUAUUUUAUCAAACAUUGCAGAAUAAGUAAAAGAAAAUCGGUAAAAAGAACAAAAAUUCUGACAGAAAAAUAUAAAUAAUCUUUUUAUUUUACUUGUGUGUAUUAAAAGUAUUUUGAACAUUUGAGAAACAAUGGUCGAAUAAUCGUAUAGCAUCGGCAAGGAUAACAUUUCUCUCUAGCCCAUUCUGCAUCCUGCAACUCGUACUGUAGUUAAUUACAUUUACGGUGUAUCCUUGUAGGAUUGUAGCGUUGAAUGGUAUUUUAAUAUAUACAAGAUUGGAAUGUGCGCGGUAGAAAAAGGAAAACGGAAAUUGGAAGCGUGUUUGAGAGAAAGAACUGGGCGAAGAAAAAAGAAAAAUAAUAGAUGAAGAGAGAGGAGCGAAAUACGCAACGACCAAAAGAAAGAUUAUUGAAAGACAAUUGAUCGCAUAAGAGACUUUAAAAACUUUAUCUGAAAUUUUACUAACCACCAAUAACUUUAUUAAAUUUCUUUUUUUUUUUUAAUAUAAAAUUCUCAUAAUCUAAUCUCGUCAGAGCUAAUGACCACUCGUCAUGAAUGAGCGCAUUUAUCGAGAAGGCAAAUUAUCGAAUAUCAUUUUAAUUUUUAGAAUUUAUUUGCACACGUAAUUAGCCAACAGGAUGAAGUAAUCUUUUUGUAAAUGAUAUCGAAUCGCUCUCUCUAUCAUCGUUUUGCUCCUUCGCCUGAAUUUCAGGAGGAACGACAACUCACACGGUUAGGCAUUGAACGAUAUUACGAAAGACUUGCAUGCAAUAAAAUAUUAUUUAUACAGAAAUAAGAGAGCAAGAUCGAUGAUCUAGCGAGCAUACAUAUGUAUCGGAUCGAAAUAAUCACUUCUUACGAGAUAUACUUGGCAGAUAUUUUACGCAGCCGGAAGAAAAGCAUUGUGAGAAUAGAAUAAUUCGCAUUGUAGAUUUCAUAUCUUUUAAUUUUGAUUACGAGCCGGAAAUACGUAAUUCUUACAAUAUUAUGCAUUUGUCAUCGUAAAUUUUAUUUUCGCAAAACAUAUUUUCUCUCUGUGGACAGUUGGGAUUCUUGUACUAUAUGGAUUCAGGUAAUACAGAUGUUUUUUACAAACCA